This is a messenger RNA of Zerene cesonia (dogface butterfly), 2876 nucleotides long. Its product is annotated as periodic tryptophan protein 2 homolog. NCBI's taxonomy places the organism in Eukaryota, Metazoa, Arthropoda, Insecta, Lepidoptera, Pieridae. Bases 108 to 2861 code for a protein of 917 amino acids. The record is from RefSeq and is a predicted model, not a curated record. Gene Ontology annotation, molecular function: protein binding. Gene Ontology annotation, biological process: ribosomal small subunit assembly; maturation of SSU-rRNA from tricistronic rRNA transcript (SSU-rRNA, 5.8S rRNA, LSU-rRNA). Gene Ontology annotation, cellular component: Pwp2p-containing subcomplex of 90S preribosome; small-subunit processome. The transcript has 17 exons.
GACAUUUCACAAUUGUUCGUAGUUUGAUGUUAUACUCACGUUUUGUUUUGUAUAAAUUAUGAAUAAAUAAAGUAUCUCAGUAUUCUAUUAAGAAAUAAACUCAUAAGAUGAAAUAUAAUUAUAAGUUUCAAAAUUUACUUGGGACGGUGUACCGACGUGGAGAUAUAUUAUUUACUAACGAUGGCAACUGUGUUAUUAGUCCAGUUGGCAAUAAAAUAACAGUGUAUAAUCUCAAACAGAAUAAAAGCAACACGCUGCCUGUUGAGAGUCAUUUUAAUUAUACAGCAACCGACAUAUCUCCAAAUGGAUCAGUUUUAUUGGCAAUUAAUGAACAGGGUGAAGCUCAAAUGAUAAGCCUGAUAACAUGCACCGUAAUACAUAGAUACAAGUUCAAGCAACGUGUGAAUUCUGUUAAAUUCAGCCCCGACGGACAGCAUUUUGCGGCUUGCUGUGAUGAUACAGUAUUCAUCAUGACCGCACCCAGCGUGUUCACGGGAGAAUAUAGGUCCUUCAUAAUGAAACGGGUCUUCAAGAAAGCCCACGACGAAGUAACUUGCUUGGACUGGUCGUCUUGCGGUAAAUUGCUAGCCGCUGGCUCCAAAGACACAACAACGAAAAUCUACACCGUCGAAUAUUUAGAUAACUUAAAUAUGUAUUCGUUAAGUGGGCACACGGAUAAGAUAGUCGGUGUUUUCUUCGAGAUGAAGAGUCUAGAUCUUAUAACGGUCAGUAGGAACGGCCAGGUAUGUUUGUGGGAUGCGAACAUUGAUCCCGAUGAUCUGGUGGUAUCCGAGGUUCAGAUAUCGCAUCAGAAGAGGAGAAAGAUUAAGAAAGAGGAAGAAUUGAUUGAUGAUGAUAUCAAUGAGAAGGAUGAUAUUGAAAAAGAUAAGGAAUAUGAGAGCGAUAAAGAUGAAGAAAUGGAAGAAGCUGAAGUGAAGGACGAAGCAAAAAGAAUGCUUUACAAGAAACUAGGCCGGCACUAUAUAGGGGAUGAGAUACGAAAUGCACAUCAUAAAGUAAAGUUAACAGCCGCCCAAUAUCAUAAGGCUACGAAAAUUUUGGUCACUGGUUUUUCAAACGGCAUUUUCUUCCUGCACGAGAUGCCGGAUGUAAAUCUGAUUCACACCCUUAAUAUAUCGGAGCACAGGAUCAGUAGUGUGGCGAUGUCCACACAGGGCGACUGGAUCGCGUUCGGCUGUCCCAAUAUUGGUCAAUUGCUUGUUUGGGAAUGGCAAAGUGAACAAUACGUCCUAAAGCAGCAGGGUCACUCGCUGGACAUGACCUGCGUGGCCUACUCUCCGGAUGGUCUGCACCUGGUCACCGGCGGCCACGACGGCAAAAUCAAAGUGUGGAACACGACAAGUGGUUUCUGCUUCGUCACGUUCAGUGAGCACAAGUCGACGGUCACCGAUAUUGUGUUCAGUGCAAAUAAGAAGUUCUUUGUGUCCUCGUCGCUAGAUGGCACCGUGAGAUGCUACGAUUUGACUAGGUACCGCAACUUCCGAACGUUCACGUCGCCAAGUCUGGUGCAAUUCAGCUGCGUGGCGAUAGACUCCAGCAGCGAGCUGGUGGCCGCCGGCGGACAGGACGUGUUCGAGAUAUUCAUAUGGUCCGUUAAGUUUGGGAAACUUUUGGAGGUGCUAGGUGGUCACGAAGCGCCCGUAUCCAGUGUAUCAUUCAGCCCCAAUCUAUCUAGCUCCAGACUGGCCUCAGCAUCCUGGGACAAGACUGUGAAACUGUGGAACUCGAUCGAGAGCAGUUCUGAUUGCGAAACUUUGAGGAUGACUAGUGAUGUCCUACAAGUGACCUUCCGACCCGAUGGGGAUGAGAUAGCGGUAUCCACACUAGACGGGUGUAUAACAUUCUUUAAUGUGACCACAUGCGACCAGACCGGCAGUAUAGAGGGCAGGAAUGACCUGGGGUCAGGGAGGGCGGAUACUGACCUUAUCACCGCCGAGAAGAUGUUGAAGACCAAAGCGUUCACGACAAUAUGCUAUUCAGCUGAUGGAUCCUGCAUAUUGGGCGCCGGGAACUCUAAACACAUUUGCCUGUACAGUGUGAACGAGGCGGUUCUCAUCAAGAAGUUUGUCAUCACACAGAAUAGAUCUUUGGAUGCUAUUAGUGACGUUAUAAACCGUCGCUACCUCACGGAGUUCGGCAACAUGGCGCUAGUGGAGGACCGCAGCUAUUUGGAGGGCGGUGAAGUGAAUAUACGUUUGCCGGGCGUGCAGGCGGGCGAUAUGGCGGAGCGGAGGGUUAAACCUGAGGUGCGUGUACACUGCGUGCGUUUCUCGCCGACCGGCGAGAGCUUCGCCGCGUGCGCAACCGAAGGCCUGCUACUGUACAGUCAAACCGCUGGAAUGGACGGCACUUUCAGGCCGUACCGUCUCGAAACGGGGUCAACACCGUUAGCUGUGAAAUCCCUCCUGGAGAAGAAAUCUUGGGGUCCGGCGCUGGUAUGCGCGUUGCAGCUAAACGAACAUACAAUCAUACAGGAGUGCGUUGAGUCUGUGCCCGCUGGUGAUAUCGAUCUCACAGUGGCCAGUCUUGAAGAAGACUACAGCCAUCGACUGCUAACCUCAAUAUCUAGACUGCUAGAAGACACUAGACAUAUAGAACAUGCGCUGAUGUGGGUCCGGGCUUUGAUACAAAAGGGGAAGAAGGUCCCAGUGCCAACCUUACUGGCCUUGGAGAAAGUGCUUACCGUCAAGUAUGGACAGUUGAGUAAGAUAUGUGAUUUUAACAAAUAUACGAUUCGCUGCAUCAAGACGGUUGGAGAGAUAAUGCCAAAGGAAGAUGUUGAAAUGGACAGUGAUGGUGACCAGUCCAGCGGUAGAGGGACUUUCUCUGAUUCUGAAUAAAUUUUUUUAAUCAUA